UACAGGUGAAGAGAGCCAGAGAAGAGGAGGUGGAGAGGUGGGAUAGACUAGUUAGGGACUGAGAGGAAGGUCAUUUUAGUGCGAGAGAGGGAGGCAGACUCAAGUGGGAGAUAAAGCAGAUAAUACAAAGCCAAAGGGACCGAGUGAUACAGAAGCAAGAGACAUAAAUGACAAAGAUACUCUAAUAUAAGAGACAGAGUGAUACAUGGAAAAAUCAGCAUAACAUAGAGAAAGAAACACUAAAAAGAAUUACAGGCAAAGGCAGAGUUAAAAAAAAAAAAAAGGCUAAACUGAAACAGUGAACAAAAGAGAAAGUUUGUCAAGUGUAAGAGACAGGAAGGCACAAAAUGAGCCAGUGACAGUCAAACUAGAUAACAGAUCAAGUGAAGUUCAGCAGGGUAAUGCACAUACCCUCCCGCUUAGCACCCUCGUUUGAUCCUGCAUCCUGCUAGUAAAGUCCCUGGAAGAGACGGCCACAAUGAGUGAAAUGUCCAGCUUUCUACACAUUGGGGACAUUGUGUCUCUGUAUGCAGAGGGGACUGUUUGUGGAUUCAUCAGUACCUUGGGGUUAGUGGACGACCGGUGUGUUGUGGAGCCAGCAGCUGGAGACCUUGACAAUCCCCCAAAGAAAUUCAGAGACUGCCUGUUUAAGGUAUGUCCCAUGAAUAGAUAUUCUGCACAGAAGCAGUAUUGGAAAGCCAAACAGACUAAACAAGACAAAGAAAAAAUCUCAGAUGUCCUCCUUUUACAGAAACUACAGCAUGCAGCUCAACUUGAGCAGAAGCAAAAUGAGACCGAGAACAAAAAAGUGCACGGAGAGGUGGUUAAAUAUGGCAGUGUUAUCCAGUUGCUACACAUGAAGAGUAACAAGUAUCUGACGGUGAACAAACGACUUCCAGCCCUGCUGGAGAAGAAUGCCAUGCGAGUGACGCUCGAUGUGACAGGCAAUGAAGGGUCCUGGCUCUUUAUCCAACCAUUCUGGAAACUGCGCAGCAAUGGAGACAAUAUUGUAGUUGGGGACAAGGUGAACCUUAACCCAGUGAAUGCUGGACAACCUCUACAUGCCAGUAACUAUGAGCUGAGUGAUAACCCUGGCUGCAAGGAGGUAAAUUCUCUCAAUUCAAAUACCAGUUGGAAGAUCAACCUAUUCAUGCAGUACAGAGAUUAUAUGGAGGAUGUGCUGAAAGGGGGUGAUGUGGUUCGUCUUUUCCAUGCUGAGCAAGAAAAGUUCUUGACAUGUGAUGAGUAUAAAUCUCGUCUCCACGUCUUUCUGCGCACCACUCUACGACAGUCAGCUACCUCCGCUACAAGCUCCAAUGCUCUGUGGGAAGUGGAGGUUGUUCAUCAUGACCCUUGCAGAGGGGGUGCAGGGCACUGGAACAGCCUUUACCGAUUUAAACACCUUGCCACAGGGAAUUAUCUAGCUGCAGAGGAAAAUCCAACCUAUAAAGGAGAUGCCCCAGAGUUCAGAUCAGGAUCUUCUAAUGCAGGAGUGACCACUCGACCCAGUCGUAGGAAUGCAGGGGAGAAGAUUAAAUAUCGACUAGUGGCUGUGCCUCAUGGCAAUGACAUUGCAUCUCUUUUUGAAUUGGAUCCCACAACUUUGCAAAAGACAGACUCUUUUGUUCCAAGGAAUUCCUUUGUGCGGUUACGACAUCUCUGCACUAACACUUGGAUCCAGAGCACUAAUGUCCCUAUAGAUGUGGAUGAGGAGAGACCAAUCCGCCUUAUGCUGGGUACUUGCCCUACUAAAGAAGAUAAGGAAGCCUUUGCGAUUGUCUCUGUACCUGUGUCCGAGAUUCGUGACUUGGAUUUUGCUAACGAUGCUAGUUUAAUGCUUUCCAAUUUUGUAGAACGUCUAAAUGAAGGCUUCAUCAGUCAGAAUGACAGGAGGUUUGCUAUCAAACUUCUAGAAGAUUUGGUGUUUUUUGUGGUGGAUGUUCCUAACAAUGGUCAGAAUGUCCUGGAUAUUAUGAUUACCAAACCCAACCGAGAGAGGCAAAAGCUCAUGAGGGAGCAGAACAUCCUCAAGCAGAUAUUUGGGAUUCUGAAAGCUCCAUUUAGGGAUAAAGGUGGUGACGGUCCCCUUUUAAGACUGGAAGAGCUAUCUGAUCAGAAGAAUGCUCCAUACCAAUAUAUGUUCCGGCUUUGGUACCGAGUCUUACGUCACUCCCAGGAUGAUUACAGAAAAAAUCAGGAGCACAUAGCCAAACAGUUUGCGUCAUGCAGUCCCAAAUUGGGCUACGACAUCCUAGCAGAGGAUACAAUCACGGCUUUGGCUACACAAUAAUCGUAAACUCUUGGAAAACACAUAACCAAAACCGAGGUUGAGACUUUUGUCAGUUUGGUCAGAAAGAACCGUGAGCCAAGAUUUUUAGACUACCUUUCUGAUCUGUGCGUGUCCAAUCAUAUUGCUAUACCAGUGACACAGGAGCUGAUUUGUAAAUGUGUGUUGGAUCCCAAGAACAGUGACAUCCUCAUUAAAACAGAGCUAAGACCAUUGAAAGAGAUGUCUCAGUCACCUGAGUAUAUGAGUAUUGAAUACGUGAAGAAGAAGUAGUGGUUGACCUGGACAGACAAAAACAAUGACUAUCAUGAAAAGAGUAUGCGCCAGCUAUCCCAAGAAGCACGUGCAGGGAAUGCUCAUGACGAGAAUAUGCUAACAUAUUAUAGGUACCAGCUGAAGCUCUUUGCCCGGAUGUGUCUGGAUCGGCAGCAUCUUGCAAUCGGUGAGAUCUCAAAACAGUUGAGCGUUGAUCUCAUCUUCUUAUGCAUGGCUGAUGAGUUGCUGCCUUUUGACAUCAGAGCCUCAUUCUGUCACCUCAUGCUGCAUGUGCACGUGGACAGGGACCCCCAGGAGCUUGUCACACCAGUCAAGUUUGCCCGUCUUUGGACUGAAAUCCCUACAGCUAUCACCAUCAAAGACUAUGACUCCAACUUGAAUGACUCAAGGGACGACAAGAAGAACAAAUUCACCAACACAAUGGAGUUUGUGGAAGAUUAUCUGAACAAUGUGGUCAGUGAAUCCAUGCCGUUUGCCAAUGAGGAGAAGAACAAACUAACUUUUGAGGUUGUAACUCUUGCUCGGCACCUCAUAUAUUUUGGGUUCUACAGCUUCAGCGAGCUGCUGAGACUAACAAGGACAUUACUGGGAAUCAUAGACUGUGUCCAGAACCCCCAAGCCAUGCUGCUGCAAGCCAUGUACAGCGAAGAUGGAACAGGAAAGAACGUCAGAAGAUCCAUCCAAGGUGUUGGUCAAAUGAUGUCUACAAUGGUGCUGAAUCGGAAGCAGUCUGUGUUCAACACACCUUCAUCUCUAAACUCAGUGACCAGCCAGGAAGCUUCAAGUAAACGUAAGAGUGUGGAAACCGAAAACAUCACUGUGAUGGAGACCAAGCUGAAGAUACUGGAGAUCUUGCAGGUGGUUUAUCUGAAUGUGAGACUAGAUUAUAGAAUAUCGUAUCUCCUUUCGGUCUUUAAGAAGGUUGUUGAAGUUUUUCCUAUGCAGGAUAGAGCAGAUGGAACAGCUCCAGCAUUCGACUCCACAAACGCUACUUUAAACUUAGAGCGUAUAGGAGAGCAGGCAGAAGCCAAGUUUGGUGUGGGUGAGAAAGGCACCAGUAUGCUGGAAGUGGAUGAUGAGGGAGGCAGAAUGUUCCUGAGGGUCUCAUCCAACUUGACCAUGAAUGAUUACCCAUCUCUCAUCUCAGGCUCCCUACAGUUGCUUUUCAAACACUUUAGCCAAAGGCAGGAGGGUGUUACACACUUUUAACAGGUCCAGCUACUGAUCUCGGCACAGGAUGUUGACGAUUACAAGGUGAUUAAGUCUGAGCUGGACAGGCUUAGAACGAUGGUAGAAAAAUCAGAGCUCUGGGUGGACAAGAAAGUGAACUCAGGAGGGGCAGUUCUGCAGAUGGAAACAAGAAGGAGAAAAAAGAGGUAAUCAGAUCAGGAACCUGGAAAACCAGUGGUGGUGGAGAAAAGCAGUGAAAAUUACCAAAUUGUGAAAGAGAUAAAUAAGAUGUGUGGCGUGGGAGAGCAGGUUCGCAAAAAGCAACAGAGGCUACUGAAAAAUAUGGAAGCGCAUAAAGUUAUGCUAGAUUUGCUCCAGAUCCCAUAUGAAAAGGGAGAUGUAAAAAUGAAUGAGAUUUUGAAGUACACACACCAAUUUCUGCAGAAGUUCUGUGCCGGUAAUCCAGAAAACCAGGCUCUACUACACAAGCACCUAUCUUUGUUCCUGACCCCAGGUCUCAUGGAGGCAGAGACUAUGCAGCAUAUCUUCUUGAAUAACUACCAGCUGUGCACAGAAAUACACGAGACUGUACUUCAACAUUUCAUCCACUGCCUGGCAACCCACGGAAGACAUGUUCAAUAUCUGGACUUCCUACACACAAUCAUCAAAGCUGAGGGCAAAUACAUCAAGAAGUGUCAGGACAUGAUCAUGACCGAGCUCACCAAUGCUGGGGAUGAUGUGGUGGUUUUCUACAAUGACAAGGCCUCAUUUGCCUCCAUGCUUGAGAUGAUGGCGGCUGCACGUGAAGGAGUGGAGGAUAACAGCCCACUAAUGUACCACAUAUCACUGGUCGAUCUCCUUGCUGCUUGCGCUGAGGGGAAGAAUGUUUACACUGAGAUAAAGUGCACAUCUCUUCUACCUCUAAGGGAUGUUGUACGGGUUGUUACUCAUGAAGACUGUAUCACUGAGGUGAAACUGUCCUAUGUAAAUUUUGUGAAUCAUUGCUACGUGGACACAGAAGUAGAGAUGAAAGAGAUUUACACCAGUAACCACAUGAUUCUGUUUGAAAACUUCAUUUUAGAUAUGGCUCGUGUCUGUAACAAAAGAGAUUAAACGUCUUCCGGACCAAACUCUUGAAAAAUAUAUGUAAUUACAGGUCUGGAAACCAUAAGAUCGUUCUUCAACUCGCCCUUCUCAGAAAACAGCACAUCACUACAGACUCAUCAAACCAUUGUGGUUCAACUUCUCCAGUCAUCUACAACGACUUCUGGAAUGUCGUGGCUUCAACAACAAUAUAAGGGAUCAGUGGAAGCCUGUAUACGAGCUUUGGCCAUGGUUGCAAAGAGUCGGAGUAUUUCCCUUCCUAUGGACUUAGACACCCAUGUCAGUUCUUUGUUAAAUAGCAACUCAAGUGCCCUACAGCGAAACCAAUCUACUUAUAACAAGACUACAUCUACCAGAGCUUUCACACGUGCAAGCGCCACACAGAAUCAGUGGGACUACAAGAACAUUGUAGAGAAACUCGCAGGUUGGUGAGAGGAUAUCAUAAACAUUCUGGAGGAGCCUAAGCCUCUUGUAGAAGCAGAGCUGUCUGUUUAGUAGACGUUUCUUCAACACCCUGAACUGCUUUUCGUAGAUGGAACUGAUGCUCGGUUACGAUGUGAGAGUUGGGGAUGUCAUUUUUUUUACAGACUUAUCCAGCACACUAAAAAUCUGAUGUCUACAGAAGAGAAGCUGUGUAUCAAAGUAUUACGAACUCUCCAACAGAUGCUUAUGAAGAAAAAUAGCUAUGGAGAUAGGGGAAAUUUACUUAGAAAAGCCCUUCUCAGUAAUUACCUCCAAAGCAAGAAAUCUAGUGCCAAAGGCGAAGUAGCUGACAUCUCUGUCACUGGUCAGGACCAAGACUGGUCCAUGAUUGCAUCGACCCAAUGUAAGCUUGAUCGAGAAGGUGCCACCAAGCUGGUUACUGAUCUGAUCAUGAGUUCAAAGAAUGAUAAAAUCUUUCAAGAAAGUAUAUUGCUGGCCAUUAGAUUGCUGGACGGAGGCAACACAGAGAUACAGAAUUCCGUCUACAACCUAAUGAAAGGGGACAAUAAAUCAGAGAAGUUCUUUAAAGUUUUAAAUGAAAGAAUUAAGAGUGCCCAGCAAGAAAUAAAAUCCACCAUGUCUGUGAAUAUGAAUGAUUUGGGAAUAAAUGAAUCACUCGAGGUUAGCCCUGACGCAACACAAAAAGGUCGCAGCCAUCAGUUUGUAGUACCUGUAGCUCUCUCCCGGACUUCAGCAGGGGGACCGUUCCGUAAAGGACAUGAAGGAGGGGAAACUGGAGAGGGUAAUGAAGUGGGACCUGUUGUGCUUAUCAUGGAGCCUAUCCUCAGAUUCCUGCAACUGCUGUGUGAAAACCACAACCCAGAUCUCCAAAAUUUCCUAAGAAAUCAGAUCAACAAAACCAACUACAACCUUGUUUGUGAGACCUUACAGUUCUUGGACAUCAUGUGUGGCAGCACUACAGGUGGGCUUGGACUUUUGGGACUCUACAUCAACGAAAAGAACGUGGCUUUAAUUAUCCAGACUCUGGAGACCCUUACAGAGUACUGCCAGGGUCCCUGUCAUGAGAACCAGAGUUGUAUAGUAACACAUGAGUCUAAUGGGAUUGACAUCAUAACAGCCCUAAUUCUGAAUGACAUCAGCCCCCUUUGUAGAUAUAGGAUGGAUCUUGUAUUACAGCUAAAGGACAAUGCUUCAAAGCUGCUCCUUGCCCUUAUGGAAAGCCGACAUGACAGUGAGAAUGCAGAGAGGAUCCUUAUCAGUCUACGACCGCAGGAAUUGGUGGAUGUAAUCAAGAAAGCUUACCUACAAGAGGAUGAGGGAGACAGCUCUGAUGUCUCACCCCGUGAUGUUGGGCACAAUAUCUACAUCCUGGCUUUGCAGCUGGCCCGCCAUAAUAGGCAUCUUCAGCAUCUUCUCCGUCCAAUCCGACGCAUUCAAGAGGAAGAAGAGAGUAUCUCCACCAUGCUGAGUCUCAAUAAUAAACAACUGACCCAGAUGUUGAAAUCCACGACUGCACCUGUGCGUGAAGAGGAAGAAGAUCCUUUAGCUUAUUAUGCAAAACAUACGGCACAAAUUGAGAUUGUUCGGCUAGACAGGAGCAUGGAGCAGAUUGUGUUCCCUGUCCCAAACAUUUGCAAAUUCUUGACAGAAGAGUCCAAACACCGGGUCUUCAACACCACUGAGCAAGAUGAACAGGGGAGCAAAGUUAGCGACUUUUUCGAUCAGUCCAGUUUCCUCCACAAUGAGAUGGAAUGGCAAAGGAAACUGCGAAGUAUGCCGCUAAUGUACUGGUUUUCACGUAGAAUGAGUCUCUGGGGAACGAUUUCUUUCAAUCUCGCUGUAUUUAUCAAUUUGAUCAUUGCAUUCUUCUACCCGUAUGUAGAGGGCACAUCCAUGGGAAUUCUAGAUUCACCUCUGACCUCACUUCUUUUCUGGGCCAUGGUUUGUUUCUCUGUUAUGUCUUUGUUCACAAAACGUUAUGGAUUGCGCCCGUUGAUUGUGGCUUUGAUACUGCGCUCUGUGUAUUACUUAGGAAUUGGUCCGACACUUUACGUACUGGGAGGUCUCAAUCUUACAAAUAAAAUCGUAUUUGUUGUGAGUUUUGUGGGUAAUCGUGGAACUUUCAUCCGUGGGUACAAGGCUAUGGUGAUGGAUGUUGAAUUCCUUUACCAUGUGGGCUACAUCAUAAUCAGCGUCUUUGGCAUAUUUGUUCAUGAGCUGUUCUAUAGCAUUCUGCUGUUCGACCUUAUAUAUCGCGAGGAGACUCUGUUCAAUGUGAUCAAGAGUGUGACACGUAACGGUCGCUCUAUCCUUCUCACUGCCCUGCUUGCCCUCAUCUUAGUCUAUCUCUUCUCCAUUGUGGGCUUCCUCUUUCUGAAAGAUGACUUCAUCAUGGAGGUUGAUCGGCUACCCAGUGCUCCAAACAGUGUGGCACAAGCUAUGAAAACAAAUCCUUUUGGGGAAUAUUGUAGCGCAGACAACAAAGAUUGCACUGCUAGCAUUACGGCACUUGAUACAACUGAGGAAGAUGAUGAGGAUGAUACAGAGAGAGCAUGUGACACUUUGCUUAUGUGUAUCGUCACCGUUUUAAACCAUGGUCUCAGAAAUGGAGGCGGCGUGGGAGACAUCCUGAGAAAACCCUCCAAAGAUGAAUCCUUGUUCCCUGCUCGUGUUGUGUAUGACCUGCUUUUUUUCUUCAUCGUUAUCAUCAUUGUGCUUAACCUGAUUUUUGGAGUCAUCAUUGAUACGUUUGCAGAUUUGAGGAGUGAGAAACAAAAAAAGGAAGAGGUUCUAAAAACCACAUGUUUUAUCUGUGGGCUGGAAAGAGAUAAGUUUGACAAUAAGACAGUCUCAUUUGAAGAGCAUAUAAAGGAGGAGCAUAAUAUCUGGAAUUAUCUGUACUUCAUCGUGCUGGUUAGAGUGAAGAACAAGACAGAUUACACUGGGCCUGAGAGCUAUGUGGCGCAGAUGAUAAAGAGUAAGAACCUGGACUGGUUCCCUCGUAUGAGAGCCAUGUCACUGGUCAGUAAUGAGGGUGAAGGGGAACAGAACGAGAUCCGCAGCCUUCAAGACAAACUCAACUCAACCAUGCGGCUGGUAACACAUCUGACAUCCCAGCUCAAUGAGCUCAAAGAACAGAUGACAGAGCAACGGAAGAGACGUCAGCGUUUGGGAUUUGUAGAUGUGCAGACUAAUGCAGCGCACAAUACAACCAGCAAUCAGACAGCAGCAACCAGUUAAUGAGAAGAGUGAUAUUAAAUCUCAGUACAAUUCAACUGAACCUACUGAAUUGUAUAACGACUUGGAAUAUCAAUUAUUUUACCAAGAAAAAAAAAAGCUGCUCUGUAUAAUUAUCCUAUAUAUUUGAACGUUUUUCAUUAACCUUCAACACUGUUAAAUAUCUUUAUACACUGACCAUAAACUUGCAGGACUGUAUACAGUAUACACUGGGAAUGAACUCACUGUACUGUGCAAAUCAUGAUGAGUAUCUAUACAUUGGUAAUGAUCACACGUAGCUUUCUAAUGAUGUAUACACAGACAGUCGCCACCCUGUACUGUAUGAUUAUGCAAAUGACUUUAUGCUGUGGUUCUGAUCACUCAUGUUUUACGUUACAGCAGCUAAUACGGUGAGAGAGAAAAAGACUCUUACCAUACAUUAAGCUGAUCUAUGCAUAAGGAAUUCUGCAUUGGUAAAAUAGACAUUAGGAUUGUUGUAAAAUAUUUUAUAGUUUUCCAUAUGCAAAUUUCACGGAUACAUUGUUUACAGAAUGUAUGCAGAGAAUUUACACUACAGAAUAGAAAUAUACAGCCUUUGACUAUUGCCAUAUUUUAUAAACUAGAUUUAACAUAAGUUAUUUUGUCGUUAGUAAACAGAAGCAUUUUUUUUAAUCCAGAUUUCUACCCCUGUAUCCUUUUUUUUUUAUCUACAGUCCAACCUGUGCUCAUAGGUAGUAAACAGGAAUGACAGAGGAAUACAUUCCUGAUUUGGCCACAACGCUGGCAAAGAGGCUAAUGAUUCCUUGAUAAACCAAUACCCUUGUCAUAACAUAAUGACUACAAGAUGUCAAGGAUUUGCCAAGAUUAGAAAAUAUUUAUGGGAAAGAGAUGUUAAGAAUGUUGUUUAAGAGAAGUGGGUCCUAAUUUUGUUAUUUUAAUUUUAGUUUUUUUAAUCGUUAGUGAACAUUUCAAAAAUGAUUUUUUUUUUUUCAAGGAGAAAACUUUGUUGUCAUUUUUAUAACAGCCAUAAAAUAUUUUUGUACAAAUUUUGUGAAAACCUAGACUAUAUGAUGGAAUUGUCUAUUAUUCUAUUAGCAAAAUACAUGAUGUAUUAAAUUAAUUUAGACUUUUA
Messenger RNA from Bombina bombina (fire-bellied toad), 9629 nucleotides. It is a transcript of the gene ITPR3, whose product is annotated as inositol 1,4,5-trisphosphate receptor type 3. Gene Ontology annotation, biological process: calcium ion transmembrane transport. Lineage: Eukaryota; Metazoa; Chordata; Amphibia; Anura; Bombinatoridae. Gene Ontology annotation, molecular function: inositol 1,4,5-trisphosphate-gated calcium channel activity; inositol 1,4,5 trisphosphate binding. Gene Ontology annotation, cellular component: membrane; endoplasmic reticulum. The record is from RefSeq and is a predicted model, not a curated record.